Messenger RNA from Haliaeetus leucocephalus (bald eagle), 1395 nucleotides. RefSeq names its product hyaluronoglucosaminidase 2 (gene HYAL2). Lineage: Eukaryota; Metazoa; Chordata; Aves; Accipitriformes; Accipitridae. The transcript is spliced from 3 exons. The annotation marks the transcript as partial. Gene Ontology annotation, biological process: carbohydrate metabolic process; hyaluronan catabolic process. The record is from RefSeq and is a predicted model, not a curated record. Gene Ontology annotation, molecular function: hyalurononglucosaminidase activity; hyaluronoglucuronidase activity.
CUGGCCCUGCUGGCCCUGGCCCGGCAGCCCCCCGAGAAGCCGUCGGCCGCCCCCCUGCUCACCCGCCGGCCCUUCCUGGUGGCCUGGAACGUGCCCACCCAGGACUGCAAGCCCCGCUUCCACGUGUCCCUCGACUUCAGCAUCUUCGACCUGCAAGCGUCCCCCAACGAGGGCUUCGUGGGGCAGAACAUCACCAUCUUCUACAAGGAGCGCCUGGGGCUCUACCCCUACUACAACAGCCAGCGCGUGGCCAUCAACGGCGGCGUCCCCCAAAACAGCAGCCUGUCCGAGCACCUCGCCCGGCUCCAGGACGGCAUCAGCAAGUACAUCCGCUCGCCCACCAAGGAGGGGCUGGCCAUCAUCGACUGGGAGGAGUGGCGGCCCAUCUGGGCUCGCAACUGGAAACCCAAGGACAUCUACCGGGAGGUAUCGCAGCAGCUGGUGUACCAGCGGCAGCCGACGUACCAGCGGCAGCCCACCUGGUCCCGCGAGGAGGUGAACAAGCAGGCGGUGUUCGAGUUCGAGUCGGCCGCCCGGCAGUUCAUGGUGCGCACGCUGCGUGUGGCCAAGAGCUUCCGACCCAAGCAGCUCUGGGGGUUCUACCUCUUCCCCGACUGCUACAACCAUGACUACAGCAAGAACAAGGAGAGCUACACCGGGCAGUGCCCGGACGUGGAGAAGACGCGCAACGACCAGCUGGCGUGGCUCUGGAAGGAGAGCAUGGCCCUCUACCCCUCCAUCUACCUCGACCUGCUCCUGGCCUCCACCCCCAACAGCCGCAAGUUUGUGCGAGCGCGGGUGAUGGAAGCCAUGCGCAUCUCGCAGCAGCACCAUGAUGGCUACUCUCUGCCCGUCUUUGUCUACACCCGGCCCACCUACAUCCGCAAGCUGGACGUGCUCAGCCAGCCGGACCUGAUCUCCACCAUUGGAGAGAGCGCGGCGCUGGGUGCAGCUGGGGCCAUCUUCUGGGGCGACGCGGACUACACCAAAAACCGGGACUCGUGCCAGAUCAUCAAGAACUACCUGGAGGGUGACCUGGGCCGUUACAUUGUGAAUGUCACGACGGCAGCGCAGCUUUGCAGCACGGUGCUGUGCCAGGGUCGGGGCCGCUGCCUGCGCCAGGACAGCACCGCCGAUGUCUUCCUCCACCUCAAUUCUACCAGCUUCCAGCUGCGGCACCGGGACGAGGACCACCCCCAGCACCCCCUCUUCUGGGCCGAGGGCCAGCUGUCCUCAGCUGACAUCCUCUUCCUACGGACCCACUUCCACUGCCACUGCUACCAAGGUUGGCAGGGCAGCGGCUGCCAGGUGCCUGCUGGCCCCCGCAGCGAUGCCCCUGACUCCCUGGCACCGCUGGGACUUGGGGUGCUGUUGCUGCUUGCAAGCUGGCACUAA